AUGCUUUCAGUUUCAGUGAAGUCAGCCCGACUCCUAGUAUCCGAAAAGUACGGGCCAAAUUGGCAAUUCAAGAAGCAAAUGAACUGUAUGAGCCUACGAAGGUGGAAAUCUGCCCCGUUCGGAGACCGUUCCCAUGUAUGGGGACACUACUUCCGAAGCACACUUCAUAAAAAACUCCCCGUCGGCGACGACCAUCGACGGGGCCAAGGUUUCUGCUGCGAUGGGUUUGGCACCAGCUAUGCUGCUGUGUUCAACCAGCUGCCGAGUGAUGACUGCUCUUUGGUCUUCGGAUCGGAAGUGCUUCCGCAGCUCAAGGAACGGGUGGAUCCGCUCCGUUGCUAG
Molecule: messenger RNA, 342 nt
Organism: Dibothriocephalus latus
Lineage: Eukaryota; Metazoa; Platyhelminthes; Cestoda; Diphyllobothriidea; Diphyllobothriidae
Source: the annotation of a GenBank genome assembly